Odontomachus brunneus is the source of this 4564-nucleotide messenger RNA. It is a transcript of the gene Kpc1, whose product is annotated as E3 ubiquitin-protein ligase RNF123. Gene Ontology annotation, molecular function: protein binding; ubiquitin-protein transferase activity. Gene Ontology annotation, cellular component: cytoplasm. The record is from RefSeq and is a predicted model, not a curated record. Lineage: Eukaryota; Metazoa; Arthropoda; Insecta; Hymenoptera; Formicidae. The transcript has 10 exons. Bases 389 to 4177 code for a protein of 1262 amino acids.
UUUUCCCUCUCUCCUCUAUGCGCCACGAACGCCAGGAGUGUGACACGUCAACGCGCGCGCGCUCACUCGCCUGUUCCCGUCAAUAACGAGAAGUUUGCGGUGAGUGCCAGCACUUUUCGCGAGCGCGAUUCAUUGUUCAGUUCGGACAUGGCGACAUCGGCGGGUCCGUAGAUGCGAGCUCGACGAAAUCGUCAUCAUUGCAGUCCAACAGUCAUCCCGUUGGCCUGUCGCCGCUAUCUUCGCUGAUCAACGCGGAUGAGGAGGCAAACUCGGUCGCGGAGUCGCUCUCUCCAGAAUGUCGUCGUGUCGAGUACCAAAUUAACCUGCUCACCUGUUUGUCCGCCCAUACACUUGCGUGCCGAUCAUUCGAUAAAUUUUUACCGUGACAAUGGACACUGACGAGAUUUUACGUAGAGUUUUCGGCACGAAUCUUAUCAUCGAACGCGCCACCGGGGCCAGACAAAACGAUGAUCAUCUUACAACAACCAGACCAUCACACAAUCUGACCCGGGUCAACGAUUAUAUUAGGAAAUCUUUGUUGAACUACACCUGGAAUUCUGAAGAUAACAGAGAAGGUCGUGUAGGCCCCAGUGUUGUUAGAUUCGACAUAUCUAUGCACCAUGGUCUCUGCAUCGUCUCUCCCGACCGGUUGAGUGUUAAUUCGCAAAGUCACUUCAGCACAAUACGAGCUAACGCUGCAGCCUUUGAGGGAAAAUGGAUGUAUGAGGUGCAACUUGGAUCUAAGGGAGUGAUGCAAGUGGGUUGGGCAACCACUCACUGCAAAUUUAAUCAACAAAUUGGAGUUGGUGAUACCGCCGAUUCAUAUGCUUAUGAUGGAAAUCGCGUGAGAAAGUGGAACAUAAACACGUACAAGUACGGCGAGUCUUGGUUAACGGGCGACAUCAUCGGAUGUGCGUUGGACAUGGACGACGGGACAAUAGAUUUCUACAGGAAUGGCAGAAGUCUAGGCAGAGCGUUCGAGAACGUACCGAUGGGCGUCGGAAUCGCAUAUUUCCCUACUGUCAGUCUGGCCUUCACAGAGAACUUAACGGCCAACUUCGGUUCUGUACCCUUCAGAUACCCCGUGGAAGGUUACCAACCAUUGCAGGCACCACCGACGACGCAAGUUCUACAAGUCACUCUUCUCUUCCAAUGGCUGUUUCAAGUGAUCGAAUUGUUGGAACACUUCAAGAACAUCGAUAAGCAAAACGUCUUGGUGGGGGACAAAACUAUGAGCACCCAGGCAUUUCUCAUGUGCCUGGCGAGAUCUAUCUUGAAACAUAUGGGCCCUCUGCUCACCGUCCCCUAUAUUACUGAAGCGGUCUUUGUGCCAUCUAUGCAAGCGUUGUGCAAUCUAAACACGAAGGACUGCACGAUGAUGAAGUCGUCGUUGUAUUCAAAUUUCUGCAACGCCAAGUUAAUCAUUUGUCUGGAUCUGUUGUGGACAUUCUUGGAGGAACAGGAAAUCAAGAUGUGUUUGGAGAACACGGUUCUCCAUUUGCUUUCCACAUUCAGACAUGUUUCCCGACUGCUCGAGUAUCCUGAUCAGUGCAAGAGCCUGAUGCUGCUGACCCGAAUCUGUCAGCAUACCGUUACACGUCAACACUUGCUGCAAUCUUUACUGUUCGAUCGCGUACGAUUCGCCAAUUUCGUGCAUGUUAAACCACUCGAUGAGGGUGGACUGGAGGACGUAGUAGAUAAGGUCUGGUGGGAGACAAAUCCCGUGGAUCCGACUAUUGAGGAGAAUAAGGCCGAUUAUCUUUAUGCUUGCAAGCGCAUCAAAACUGCCAUAUCUGAGGUAGAAGCAUUACAAGUUGAAUUGCUAGUCACUCUGCUGAAUAAUACUGACGGUACUGCAAAACAGCCGGCGUCGAGAACGAUCUUUUUGAGCAAGUUUAAACGCUUCAUUAAUGAGAACCUGAUAUCCAAUCGCACACCCUUGCCGAUCACAUUAUGUUGCUUUCAUCGACUUCUGGUUGCAUUCAGAAUUUUAUGGGACACUGAAAUUGGAACAAGCCCUGUCUAUGUACCCUGCAGGGCGUUCUACGAUGCAUCGAUCAAUUACACUGGAAUCGACAGACUCGGUGGCGUAAUAACCCACUUAAACAAGACAUUCAAGAACGAAUUGCUACGCCUCCUAGGUCCAGAUCAUGAGGUAAUCGUUGCCAUGGAACAGAUGGCUACGGCGCACGAACAAGCGUCGAGCACGUUCACGACCGCAACCGCCGCCGCCGUUGGCGCGGCCGCGAGACUGGCCGACCUACCCGUGGCGAUACCGGCCGCAUAUCCUCGCCUAAUUAACAUCAACCCGCCGAGCCAAGGUAGUUCUAUGAUACUGGAAAGAUUGGGAUUCUUUUCGCAUAGUAGAGAAGAUAGGACUCCAAUACGUUACGGUCCUGCAGAUCCGGCAGUAUCGUUGAUGGAAUUAUUAGACGGUAUUAUCUUGUUCUACCAUGUAUCGGCAAGGAAGCAGCUGGUCAAAGUGGCCAAUCUGCGAGACAAUAUGUCUGAGUUCAUAAACGCGAUCGCCGAAACCAAGGUGAGGCUCGAGCUCGUGAAAAAAGGAAUAACAAAAGACACGGGCGCGACGCGGCGAGAGCUGAUCCGCGCGAUAGAGGUGUUCAACACAAAGCUGUCGGAGCAAGCGAGACACAUGGCGUGGAUACGCGCGGUUGUCUACUCGGACGAGAAGCAGGCACAGUUGGCGUGGCUGCUGCGAGUGGUCACACUAACCCUGCAGACAGCCAGCCAGCAAGGCAACAUGUUUAGCUUCGUGCCCGACUUCUACCUGGAGACGUUGACCAAUUUAUGCGGCGCCCUCCGCAAUCUCGUGCAUCCCACCGCGCCGAUCGAAAACGUACAGGACUACCGGGAGUUGUUGCUGAAUAUCGCCGAGUUUCUGUGCAACCACUUCUUGGACCCGCGUAUAGUGCACGCCAACUCGAAGGACGUACUGAUACUGACACUCGCCGGAUUCGUGUCGCACCCGUUGACGUUGGAGGCAUUGGAGAACGUGCCACGCAAAAGCAGGAUAAAGGUUGUUAUGAAUCUACUGAAGCCAUACGAGAAUCGCGCCUGGGCACAGUCCAAUUGGGUGUUGGUUAGGUUUUGGCAAGGUAACGGAUUCGCCUUCCGUUACGAGAAGAGCCCGCAUCUGUCGAAGAAGGUCGGCCCGAAGUUGUUGCAGUACGAAUAUAUCUCGCAACCUAUAAAACCGUGCCCGUCCGCGGUUUAUCAAGCGCACGUGAGAGAUGUGCUGCUUGAACAUCCACAGGCAACCACGCGGUUCCUAAACUCCUUGUUGAAUCAACUGAACUGGGCGUUCUCCGAAUUUAUCGGAAUGGUGCAGGAAAUUCACAACGUGUCGUCGAGGCCAGAGCGAGUAUUCAUUGAAUCUAGACAGUUGAAGAUUUGCGCCACAUGUUUCGAUCUCGCGAUCUCGCUGCUCCGAGUGCUGGAGAUGAUUUCCACGGUGGCACCGAGUGUUUUCAACGAUCCCGCGCAGUCCUCCAGCGAGACUUUAUUAGCCAGAUUGUGUCAGUUACUCUGCCAGGUGUUGAACCGGAUGAGCUCGCAGACCAGCUGUUUCCAGCAUGUAGUGCUACUAGAGAUACCGGAUCUAGAAUCAGUAGAUCACUUUCCCAUAUUAGCCGCUGUUAUCGGUAUCCUGCUGGCAUUGCUCGAGAAUGAGAUGUCCAUUUUCGCAGCGAAACCUACAAUCGAAGUGCCGAAAAUUACGCGAAGCUUAUUGACAGAACCCAGCUUCCAGCUCAGCUCUCUGUACUUCGUCUUGGGUGACACGAAGUUGAAAAACACAAAGACGAAAAACAUAAAAUCGUUCUCUCUCUCGAACUAUCAAGAAGAUGUAACGGCGAUAGAAAUCGACCGAGUGAGAGAAAUGAUAAUAUACCUCGACACAUGUCGCACAUUGUUACCAGAAUCCAAAAUGAUAAGCGACGACGAUGACAACAUUUGCACGAUUUGUUACGCGUUCCCAAUCGCCGCGACGUUCAAGCCGUGUAAUCAUCAAACUUGUCGCACUUGCAUAGAUCGACAUCUGCUCAACACCAGAGAGUGCUUCUUUUGCAAGACGACCAUAGAAAAAGUCAAGGAUCUUAGCGGGAACAAGUUGCAUGACUUUACCAAUAAAUUCGCAACCUCGAAAGAGACUUCUUGAUCCAGCGACACGUGUAUUUCGAAAAUCGUGUAUACUGUACUAAAAAAAUUCUAUUAAAAUUUCGAAAUACUCUCAAUGCAUCGUGCAUUGAGCACCAAACAAAACUGCCGUAUAAUUUUAAUUGUAUGACGAUAACAAAUUUUCUCCGUCUGUAAAGAUUAGAAUCAUAAAUUGAAAACGGCAACGAAAUGUAAAAAGAGUAUCAAAGAUAUCUUUAUUUAUAUUCACAACAUACUUAUUAUAUUAUUGAGCACGUUUCUCAACGGGAACGGGAAGACUUCGGUCUUUGUUCUCAUGUUAUUACGUAAAAAAUUAGUUUUGCGUAUGACUUCCGUGUACGAGUCAAUCGGUUAAAAAGAACUUAUUAAUAAAAAUGUAUAUACAUCA